Oncorhynchus tshawytscha (Chinook salmon) is the source of this 1645-nucleotide messenger RNA. RefSeq names its product claudin-20. Gene Ontology annotation, biological process: cell adhesion; bicellular tight junction assembly. The transcript has 3 exons. The coding region runs from base 635 to 1549 and encodes 304 amino acids. Gene Ontology annotation, molecular function: structural molecule activity. Lineage: Eukaryota; Metazoa; Chordata; Actinopteri; Salmoniformes; Salmonidae. Gene Ontology annotation, cellular component: bicellular tight junction; plasma membrane. The record is from RefSeq and is a predicted model, not a curated record.
AGAGAGAUAGGAAGAGAGACAGAGGAAGAGAGAGAGCGAGAACGAGAGAGAGAGAGAGAGAGAGACAUAGAGAACAGGGAGUCUAGCUCCAUCACAGACGGACGGUGUGGUGUGAUACUGGGAUACUGUCAGAGGGCAGAGAGCUGGUUGCCUCAGGUUCCAGCUAACUGGGUUCUCUCGGAACAACAGCUGAUGGGAUGUGCUGUGCUGGACUGCAUUCAUCACGCCUGGGGCUGAAGUCCCCCCACUCUACCUGGGAUGGGCUUGCCUUGUCCAAGUUUCAACUAGCAUUCGCUGACGUGACAUACUCACAUACACACGUGUGUUUGUGUGUGCAAACACACUAACACAAUCUCUCAGACACAGGAAGAAAUAUGGUUCCAUUGUGACUUGUGCUGCUGGAUGAACACUGGAUGGAUAGAAUAGCGAAAACAUUGAGAAGAGACUGACGCACCACGGCACACUGUCCGAGACACACAAAAGCCCACUGAAGCCUGCACUGAGGAAUUAUCUGCUGUCAGGACCUGAGGCUGCACGGGGGCGAUAGGGAGAGACGGAGCCAGGGAGCCAGGCUCGGGCCACCACAGGGUGACGGUGCCGCUGUGCCAGAGAGGAGGGGACUCGCAACUCGGCGAUGGCGUCCUCCACCAUGCAGAUCCUCGCCUUUGCCCUGGCGCUGCUGGGCGUCCUGGGCGCCACCGUGGCCACGCUGCUGCCCAACUGGAAGGUGAGUGCCGACGUGGGCUCCAACAUCAUGACUGCCAUCUCCCAGAUGCAGGGGCUGUGGAUGGACUGCACCUGGUACAGCACCGGCGUGUUCAGCUGCACCUUGAAGUACUCCGUGCUGUCGCUGCCCGCCUACCUGCAGACCGCCAGGACGACAAUGGUUCUGUCGUGCAUGAUGGGUUGCCUGGGCCUCUGUCUUGCCGCCCUAGGGCUGAAGUGCACCCGCUGGGGGGGCAGUCACCGGGCAAAGGGGCACGCGGCCAUUGCCGCGGGGGGUUGCUUAAUCCUGGCUGGCAUUCUCUGCUUGGUGCCCGCUUCCUGGUUCACCAACGAGGUCAUCACCACCUUCCUGGACUCCAACGUGCCCGAGAGCAGUAAAUACGAGCCUGGGGGGGCCGUGUACGUGACCUUUGUCUCUGCCGGCUUCCUGCUUGCCGGUGGGGUCAUAUUUUGUUUGUCCUGUCCCGGAAAAAGAGACUACACCUCGACCUCCACCUCUACCACCUUUCCUGACAAACUACUGCAGCAGCAGAUAAACCAAGAGCAACUACAGCGCGACCUGAUACAGUGUGACCUGAUGCAGCGCGAUCAACAGCAACGGGAGCAGAAGGACUUUAAACAGCAGACGUCGCCUAAUGAGCAGUCGAGCCAUGAGCAGCUACAGUGGGUUGACAAAGGGUCCCAGGGUAAGGUCCAAGCAGCUGACGACAUCCAGCAGGAGAAGCCUCUACAUGAAGACAAGGGAACGCAGCAGUUCUACUCUCCAUCCAGAGUCCCUCCAAAAGACACCCGGGCUGGUUACAGCCUGCAGGACUAUGUUUAAUAUGUUUUAUCCUUAAACCCUACUCUUGUUAGUGGGGUGGGGGGAGAAUCCUGAGGACAUUCUACUGGCUGCCUUGUGAAGGGGAGAGAGUGGAGA